AUGCUUUGUCAGAAAAGGGGUGAAACAGCAGUCGCAGACGUACAAUUGCUCGAGGGCUUGAAGAAGCAGUUCGACAAGGAUGUGUUUCAGCGUAAGCUCGUCAAAUGGAUAGUUGAGACAAAUCAGCCAUUCAUGGUUGCAGAAAGUGGACCACUUCGCGAUAUUUUUGAUUAUCUUAAUCCCGUUGUCAGUAUCACAAAUGCCAAUCUAUCUCAUGAUGCAAUUCGACGACGAAUAACAGAGGAGUAUCAAUUCUUCCGCCUCCAUGUCAUUAGCGUCUUGCGGCAAAGUCCAAGCGAUAUGGAUAGCGCUUUUGACGGUUGGACAUCCCGCAAUCGGCAUCCAUUAUUCGUAGUGUUUGGACUCCCCAAUCUUACUGAUCGUCACACCGGCGAGAAUAUUGCGGAAAGCGUCCGUGAAAUUUUGGAGUCGUUCGAGCUGAGCAAGGACAAAAUUGGGUAUUUUACCCUUGAUAAUGCCUCGAAUAAUGAUAACGCAAUGGUGUAUCUGGGCCAAUACUACGAGCUGCAGGAUCCCAUGAAGCGCAGGGUUCGAUGUUUCGGGCAUGUUGUUCACUUGGUUGCAAGGGCGAUGCUGCUCGGCAAAGACGAUGUAAGCGAUGCAGCGGAGGAUGACAUCGAUGCCGAAGCCUAUGAUGCAUGGCUGAGAAGUGGCCCAAUGGGAAAGCUUCACAACUUAGUUAUCUGGAUUCAUCGGUCCAUAGAGUUACUGAGAUGCUCCGGGAAGCCCAGACACAGGACGGCGAGAAGAGUUGGCCCGGUUCCCUGGAUGUCCCGCGCCAUCAAACUACGGCCUUAUAUUGAAGCUGUUGUUUCAGACGUAAGGCAUGAGGCAUCGAAACGAAAGAAGAACGGAUUGGAUGAAGAACAGUAG
This is a messenger RNA of Pochonia chlamydosporia 170, 894 nucleotides long. Its product is annotated as transposase-like protein. The transcript is spliced from 3 exons. Bases 1 to 894 code for a protein of 297 amino acids. The record is from RefSeq and is a predicted model, not a curated record. NCBI's taxonomy places the organism in Eukaryota, Fungi, Ascomycota, Sordariomycetes, Hypocreales, Clavicipitaceae.